AUGGACACCCACAACCUAACCACCAUCUCAAAGUUCAUCCUCACAGGGUUCUCUGACCUCCUGGAAGUGCGCUACCCACUCUUUGUGGUCUUUGCUGUCAUCUAUCAGGUCACAUUGAUGGGAAAUGGGGCCAUUCUCCUUGUUAUUGGAACUGAGAAAAAGCUCCACACACCGAUGUAUUAUUUUUUGGCAAAUUUGGCCCUCUUAGAUAUUUUCUGUCCAUCAACUACUGUUCCCAAGUUGCUCAAGAACCUCUUAACCAAGGAACAAAGCAUUUCUUUUGUUGGAUGUGCUUUGCAGCUCUUUCUACUGGUGGCCCUCUUAGGGACUGAAGUCUUCCUUCUCGCUGUCAUGUCUUAUGACAGGUAUGUGGCCAUAUGUUUCCCCCUCCAUUACAACCUCAUCAUGACAAAAGGACUCUGUGUCCAGCUCACCACCAGUACUUGGGCAGCAGGGUUUCUCCACUGUGCAGUACACACAGUUUUCACAUUCCGCCUGUCUUUCUGUAAGUCUAAUCGAGUCAACCAGUAUUACUCUGAUGUCCCUCCAGUGGUGGCCCUCUCCUGCUCUUCCACAUACAUGGCAGAAAUGCUUAUCUUACUGGUAGGAGGUAUCUUAGCAGUCAGCACCUUCCUGAUCACUGGUAUCUCUUAUACCUACAUCAUAUCCACCAUCCUGAAGAUCAGGUCAGCGGAAGGGAAGCACAAAGCCUUCUCCACAUGUGCUUCCCACUUCCUGGUGGUUUGUUUGUUCUACAGCACAGUGUUAUCUAACUAUGUCCGCCCAUCCUCCAGUCACAACUCCCCAGCCAGAGACAGGCUUAUCUCAAUGAUGAAUGUAGUUAUUACCCCAAUGUUAAAUCCUAUCAUUUACAGCCUUAGAAAUGUAGAGGUAAAAGGAGCACAGAGAAAUGUUUUAUGUCAUAAAACAUGUUUGUGCAAGGAUGAUAAUACUCAUUUUGCAAUCCUCUUAAACUGGUUCCACAAGAAGUUUUGGAAGUAUUCAUAUAACUGA
This is a messenger RNA of Orycteropus afer afer, 1014 nucleotides long. RefSeq names its product olfactory receptor 5V1-like. Gene Ontology annotation, cellular component: membrane. Bases 1 to 1014 code for a protein of 337 amino acids. Lineage: Eukaryota; Metazoa; Chordata; Mammalia; Tubulidentata; Orycteropodidae. Gene Ontology annotation, biological process: G protein-coupled receptor signaling pathway. Gene Ontology annotation, molecular function: G protein-coupled receptor activity; olfactory receptor activity. The record is from RefSeq and is a predicted model, not a curated record. The transcript has a single exon.